CAGCGAUAUAGCGCUCCAGACGUUCAGAAAAACAUCCGGACACGGCUCCGUCUUCCUGAGAGCAUUCCCCCCGGUUUUCUCUUGCUUGUUACUGACGGGCGCUGCAGUGACCAUUGCCUUGUACAUGAAACUAGCAACGCGAGUAGAAUCAAGCUGAGUGGGCGCAGUGAAAAAUCUCGCUUCGUGUUCAUUUGCGACAGAAGCAUUCUCUGAGCCGUCGAAUGAGCACCAAACGAGAUCUGCCACCACCGGCGGACCGGGGGGAGACCUCCGUCCGAUAGCUCCUCUUAGGCAGGGGAAUAUGUCAGGUCCACAUCUCGGCGGCCGCGUCCAUGAAGCAUUGCGAUGGCGGAGAUGUGGUAGUCCGGAGCGCUCAUCGCAAGGCCUGUCGCGUAAACUGUCUGCACAACUUCAGCAACCGAGGUUCGAUAUGACUGGAAUCUAUUUAUAGGGGACUGCAAGUUGAAGCUUGUGAUGCUGCUGCGUUGAUGCGCGGGUGCUUGGCCGGUUCAUGUUCAUCGAUUCAGCUCGUCUCAUACGGCCGGACUCUGACGCUCGAAUUGAGCGCGUGUCUUCAAGCAUGUCGAAGCGAAAGGAGAAACGGACGGCAAUGGUGAUCAUGAGCAUUUGAUUCAAUAAUGAUUUUCAACUUUCCCCUCAACUGGCGACAAACACGUCGAUCACCUGUGCCCCCUUGCACAGUCAUCUGCCGACCGGGAAUUUCACUCUCCGAAAGAAGACCGGUAAGAGCGUAGAACGCUCAUUCCAGGCCUCUCGGCAAUGGUUGUCUACCGUGGCACGCAUCGGGGUCUCGAUAUUCUACCGCCUUGCCCGUUAUCUCGACGCCGGUCUGCACGCAAGGGACGCCUUCGCUUUUGUCAGGCUUCUCGGCACCGCACCCGACGUCGACAGCGGGCAACUCGCGAUAAACUGCGUCUUCCUGAUUGACACAAGAAUACUCAAAUCGAUUGUCUUGGGCGCCAUACAUCAUGUCCAGCGAGCCAUGUGAACUCGUCUCGCCUUCUCUUUUGAGAACCGGCAGGGAUAUUUAAGCUUUGGAUUGCGGGGUCUUGGAAUACUAGUCCGCUUCGACAAUGCUCGUUCUCCAGACGAUUCUCUUCGCACUAACCACCUUGAUUGGGGUGCAGGCUCUUGACUUUUCCGCCUCGCAGUGGAUCUGGACGACCGAUGUUUCCGGCGGCCAGGCACCUGUGAGCACCCGCGCGUUCCGCAACAAAUUUGUUGCACCCGCCGGAAAGACGCCUGUGGAGGCGGACAUUAUCAUCACUGCCGACAACUUCUUCAGUUUAUAUGUGAACAACAACCUCGUCGGAACGGGCUCCGACUGGACCAAGCCCGGGAGAUUCUAUGUCCCGCUCAACGACUGCUUGAAUGUCUUCGCGGUCAACGCUACGAACGGAGGGUUGCUAUCCAACCCGACCGCACCCAAUCCGGCCGGGCUGCUCGUCGCCAUCCAAAUCAGCUACUCGGAUGGAACGACGUCGCAGAUCGUGUCAGACGCGACCUGGCGCGGCGCCAUCACCUACCCGAGCAACUUUCCGUCGCUUUCCUUCGACGACUACACGUGGCUCCCUGUCUUCGUCGAGGCUGGCUACAGCACCUCAACCUGGGGCGCGAUCCAGGUCCCCUCCGUGCCCCCCGCGCUGACGCUCGACGGCGCGGCCUGGAUCUGGACGACGGAGGUGUCUGGAGGCAACGCCCCACCCGGGACCCGCGCGUUCCGCCGCACCUACACGGCCCCUGCCGGACAAGUGGCUGCGUCCGCGACGGUGAUCAUCGCCGCGGACGACCAGUACACGCUCUACGCCAACGGGUUCGCGGUCGGCUCCGGGACGAGCUUCAGCACGGCCCAGACCUGGAGCAUCAACCUCGGCGCCGCGCAGCAGGUCGUCUUCGCCGUGGUGGCGACCAACAUCCUCACCGUCCCGAACCCCGCGGGCGUCAUUUUCGCGGCGGAGAUCAACCUCGUGCAGACGUCGUGCAAUUGCACCGGUGAAGCGUACCUUGCCAGCGAUGGAUCCUGGCUGUGGCCGGGAAAUGCGUCACUUCCGCCCGGGUUCCAAACUCCCGGUUACAACAGCUCGUCCUGGACGGCCGUCACCACAGAAGGGGUGAACGGGGCUGCUCCCUGGGGCACAAUCGCCGUUUCUCCGUCGACGGGGACAGUCAAUGCUUUUUGA
Molecule: messenger RNA, 2201 nt
Organism: Mycena citricolor
Lineage: Eukaryota; Fungi; Basidiomycota; Agaricomycetes; Agaricales; Mycenaceae
Source: the annotation of a GenBank genome assembly